GGGAAAGAAUGCUGCCAAGUAGCGGUGCGGAUGAAUGAUUGUGCUGUUUUCUUUCCUGUUCUUAUUGAAGGGAGGUGAUUGGGGAUAUUCGUCCAUCUUGGUUGAUGUAUCCAACUACCUGCCUCACAUAACUAAAGUGCUGUGUAGAGAUUUCCAUCUGAGAUUCCUCGAAUAAUAUUCAAGAAAUUUGAGACAUUCAAGAGAAGUGAAGAGAAGACGAAAACGAGUCAUCAGGGAUUAAGAGGGCGGUACGAGAAGGAAGCACAAAAAGAUAUGAUGGGUAUGGCCGCAGAUAAGAGGGCUGGGGCUGGGGCUGAUGUUGCACGGCAGGAGGGGGGUUCUGGAGAGAAUGGGAAAGGAAAGAGGAAGGGGGGCAGGGAGGUGGAUGGGAUGGGGAUUGAGAAGGUGAAGGAUAAGAGGUUGAGAGGGUUGUUUGUAUUCGCACAAAAACUCGAAAACGAUCUCAAUUCCUUGGAUACAAGUCUCAGUCGGAAUGUAUUCAACUUCACAUUUACAACUAUUGAUGGAAAUGGUACAUUCAAAGAAUUGGAGAAUGUAAUUGCUACAUUUCCGACGAAGUUAAGCGCGAGUGCAAGGGAUAAAGCACAGGAGUUGGAUGAAAAGGCAACGGGAAUUUGGAAUGUUGCGACGAGGUUGAAGAGGAGUCUUCCUGGGGAGAAUGAUGAUGAGGGUGGUGAUGGAGGAUCGAAGACUUGGGAUAAGAGGAAUGAACUCAGAGAUGUGUUGGUCAUGGUCAGAAUAUUCGCUUUCCUGGUAUUGGAUUGUGCGAAUGAGUGUGGGAGUUCUGCUACUCAUUUGCAAGCGGGUAAUGGUAGAGGUGAAGAGAAAGAGAAAGGGCAAAAGUCCAGGGGAAACUUGUUGAGAUUAAUGAAAGUGGGGAUCAAGACGGGGAGAGACUGUUUGAAUGGACAGAAGAUCGAUUAUGCUGUCAAAGUUCUGGAGAAACUUGCAGGAUAUACAGUAUAUAGUGAAGAACUUCUUCAUACAUACGAAUCGGCUGGUAAAUGGGAAGAAAAAGUAACAUUCGCGAGAUUUACUGCUGAGUAUUUCAUUCUUAGAACUUUAUUGGCGUGGCGGCAGGAUGAUAUGCAACUCGCUGAACAUAUGUUUAAUAAGUCUGUAUCCUCAAAGAAACUCUUUGAUCAUACUACCACUGAAAGUCUCUCGGAUACCUUAUAUGAGAUGGGGAAAGCACUACUCGAGAAGCAACAGCAUGCUUUGUCUGUCAAAUGGCUGGAACGUGCCUAUGAAGUUUUAAGUGGCGAUGAGUUAGACAAGUUUAGCGCUGAUGCUACAGAAUUGCGAAUAUCUAUUAUUCAAUCACUCAUCAAGGCACUCUUGGAAACCAAAACACCGGAGUCAAUACAACGGGCACGGGACUUGAUUGACCUUCUCGAGUCUGAACUUGGAGAUAAAUUGGUAGUUCUGCUUCUAAAACUAGAACUUCUGACGGGGGUUCCGAAGGAAACUUUCGAUGGUUUGACGUACAGUGCUAUUCUCAACAAGAUGAUUCGAAGUCUUGUUUUUAAUCCGACGAAUUUGCGAUUGUUGAUGUUUCAUGUUAGGAAACUUCAUGAAAAGGCGCCGAGUUUGGCAUGUAGAGUCCUGGAUGAGAUGAUUAGAUUACGCGCCAAAGAGUUGGCAAGUAUGACAGAAUGGCUAGAGAAGGCUCUUCUUACGAGAAUCUGGAUGAGUGUUAGUGGGAGAGAAACUGAAGAUUUAUUUGUUGCUAUUGACGGAUUCCUUACGAUGAUUGUGGAGAACAUUGAGAAGUCAAUUGGUGUCGAGGCUACUAUGGCUGCUCAUACGUUAAUCUGGAAGAAAAUAGAAGCAAACUAUGGCCUAAAGCAGUAUGAAGUAACUGAGAAAUGGUGUCAUCUUGCAAUUCAUAGAUUGUUUAAGAUACCAGGAGAGGCUAAUAUGGCUAAGAUAUCUCGGAAACUGCUUCUCUGUGCUCUCAAUCGAGGAGACAUCAAUUGCGCCCGCGAUAUCUUCGCAUCUAUGUCCGAUUCGGCAAAAGAAGAGCCUUUAACACGGUUCCUUAUGUACAAAAUAGCAAUCAGGAGUGAGGAGGUUGAAUUGGCAGCGGAAUGUCUUGAAAAGGUUGCUUCGUGUUCCGAAGAUACCUCCCUGCUUUUCGCUUGUGUUCUUGAUGCACAACAAGCUGGUAACAGAAAGUAUGUUUUAGAUGCUCUUUGGUUGGUACUAGACAAGUGUGGAUUUGGUGCGCAGGAGAAUCUUCGUCUUCCGUCGAUAAUAAGGAUGGUUGUUGUUCUACUCAUUGGUAUGAUUGAUGCCGAGAAGACACCAACUAGCUACGCCAGGGAGAACAUUGAGAAAUUGUGUACAAUGUUCGAAAAGGCACUCCACGCCGUACAAAAAUCCCCCAAUCGAGAGAUAUGGACAAUUCUCGAACUCGAAUGGUUUUCUCGAAACUCAUACAACCUAUCUCUAAAGCAUCUUGCCGUUUGGGAACCCCAACAAUCUAUAAGAAUGCUCGUCAGUUGUAUCGGCUUCAUUGAUCGCUAUCCUCAAGAUAUUGGUGAAGAUGCCCACGAGGACGUUACACUUCGGAAAAUGUUCUGCAAUUUCUGCGCUGCGACUAUUUUCGUUUCUAUCGCAAGAGCAGAACAAAAUAUCGAAUCACAAUUACAGUUCUAUCUUAAUUUGCGGAAACAUGUAGCGAGUUUCGACCACAUAUUACAAGCAAAGCUGGAGAAUUUGGAAGUGGAAAUCACCGAAGAUUUGUUGAAGAAAUUAUCCGUUCUGCUUGCAUUUGAUUUUGAAGCCGCGUGUAGGUUGAAAGAUUGGGAUGGACUUGGAGAGAUUAUACUUAAAGCAGGGGUUUGUAAGAGUAUGAGGGUUUAUGAAUUAAUGGCUGAUUGCAUUUUGAGUUGUGAGGCUCCUACUCAAGUCCUAAUCAUGACUCUCAAGAAAAUCACAAACAAGACUUGGGAAAUGGAAGAAUUCGAUACCGUCAAAUUAUCAAAAUACAUGCGCUGCCUAUUUCAAGCAGCUAUGGGAUCAGAUGAUAAGAUUGCAGAGGAACUUAUCGAUCAAGUAUGUAUGCUUGCUGCUGAUGCUUCCGAGACACAAAUCCCCUACCCAAUUCAAGAACUUGACUGGCUAGCAACUAAAUCCUUCAACCACGCCAUCGAUCUCUACAGCGCAGAUCAAGACGAAGCGUGUAAACGAUGGGCUGACAAAUCAAUACUGAUUGCGGGAUAUUGUGAUGAUGCGGGAAGUUUGAAGCGGCUUUUGACGCAGAGAUUUGGGGGGUUGAAAUUUGAUGGGUAGGAUCUGAUGGGAUAGGGAGAGGGGUAGUGAGAGAUUGGGGAAGAUUGGAGGGAGUGUUGGGUUGGUUCUGCGUGAGUUUCUAAGAUGCCAAAACCGAAUGUCGCAUGGAUGAAGGGUACCUGUUGUGUUUUGCUGGUGCCUUCGCUAUAUACAUAUAGAGAGGGGGGGAGGAGAUACGUGAAUAACAAAUUCGAGCUAGCAUUCAUAUAAAUUUUCUUAUUGUGUUAAUUUAGCUUCCAACAGGUACAUACAUACAUACA
Molecule: messenger RNA, 3578 nt
Organism: Botrytis cinerea B05.10
Lineage: Eukaryota; Fungi; Ascomycota; Leotiomycetes; Helotiales; Sclerotiniaceae
Exons: 9
Coding region: 274-3318 (1014 amino acids)
Biological process (GO): meiotic cell cycle; regulation of synaptonemal complex assembly
Source: RefSeq, a predicted model, not a curated record